GCUUCCAAACAUUUGAUUGCUUGCCCGUACGUGCGUGUCAUUUGGAGUAACGGCAUUAACCAGAAGUCUUGGUGGUGGAACGGAACCAGAGCUCAAGGAAUCAGCUCUGAACCAGUGGAGGACACAGACACCACCACCUUUGUGACCCAAUUUUCUUUGGAGGCCAAUUACCCCGUGCAAGUUACUGAUCCUCAUGAUGCUGUGACUCUUCACCUGAGCUCCAUGCCUCCUGGUUACCUGAGCACAUCCAACAUAAUUAGUCAGCCAGUCAAAAAUGUUGAAGAAUGUUCCUGUCCAGCAUUGACUUCAUCAGACGAUGCCAAAGAAGGACAAUUCCAGUUGAACAACGCCUGUGAGAAGUGCUGCCAGCCUGUGCCUCCUCCGAAGAUCAGCGACCUCAUGAAUGACAAAGAUCUUCUGGACAUACUGAGGCUGAAACUGGAUCCGUAUCACUGCACCGUGAAAAACUGGAAGAACUUUGCGAGUCGUUGGGGGAUGAGCUACGAUGAACUUGCCCUGCUGGAGCACCGGACACAAGGUUCUCUGUCCCACAGUCCCACCCAGGAGUUCCUCCUACGGUACAACCAGAAACCAGUGGCAGAGCUCACAGAACUGUGCCGCAUUUAUAAGCGCAUCGACGUGCUGCGAUUGUUGCAGAGCUGGAUGGAGAGCGUUUGGCCGUCACGCUGGCAACACGCCAACUAACCAACGCACAUCCAACAACUCAAACAUCUUCUGUGGAAGAUACAAGACUCAGCUUCAUUGGUCUCCUUUAUCUCUAGUCAGCGUUAUGAUCCACACUAAAAACUAACAAAAAGAUACUUGAGUUUGGUUUGAUUACUUGAAGUUUUGUCAGUAAAACUGAAGUGAAUUAAAUAACUCAUAUCAUAUUUUGCUAAUGGUGAAGAUUUAUAUCCAGCCUGGAGAAGACAAACCACCAAAUUUAAGUAAACAGUGGUAUUUCAGUUUGAGCACAUAAUAAGAUAAUGCCCCUUAGUUUGAUAUUUGCAGGUGGAUUGGAUCACUUCUCGUAGGAAAAGAGGCUUUAAUAGGGACUUCGUAAUGCGAAAGUGAUGACCAUAUCCUCGAGAAUAGUUUAGUUUAGUUUAGUUUAUUAAGGAUCCCCAUUAGUCUACACCGCAGUGGAGACUAUUCUUCCUGAGAAUAGACUACCUGUGUAGCUCAACGCCAACAUUUAAGUUGAUUGAUUGAUUGAAACUUUUAUUAGUAGAUUGCACAGUACAUAUUCCGUACAAUUGACCACUAAAUGGUAACACCCGAAUAAGUUUUCCAACUUGUUUAAGUCGGGGUCCACGUUAAUCAAUUCAUGGUAAAAUGACUUAAAGCAGUUGUUUUCCAGACACUUACACACAAUGGUCAGGAUGUGCUCUCCUGACUUAGCACACACCCAGAGGCAGGAAGGAGGAAUAUAAAAACAGAUGGUUUGGCUUCAGAGUUCCUCCAGGUACUGCAGACCUGAAUAAUGACGCUCGCUUGUAAUAAAGCAACUUUUUG
Molecule: messenger RNA, 1515 nt
Organism: Entelurus aequoreus (snake pipefish)
Lineage: Eukaryota; Metazoa; Chordata; Actinopteri; Syngnathiformes; Syngnathidae
Gene: edaradd
Product: EDAR-associated death domain
Exons: 7
Biological process (GO): signal transduction
Molecular function (GO): protein binding
Source: RefSeq, a predicted model, not a curated record